GUUCAGGUAAAAAAGUACCGUUUGCCAGACUACACUCAACGCCAGUCAAGCCACAGCAACGUCAGGUGUAUGAACUCUUGCCACUCCGGCGUUAUUUACAAGCUUUAAAUUAUAUUUAUAUUUAAAACCAUAGAAUAAUUAUAUUCCUUGUUAUUUAUUUAAAUUAAUGUGAUUAUUAUUAACGGGAUAAAAAAAUGAUUUUUCCAAAGACAUUAAUAGUGAUAGCUUUCUUGGGCAUUGUCGUUGCUCAGAAAGAGGAUGACGUUGAUAUUUCUAGUGCAUUUGCAGACGUGGCGAAUUCAUUUUUUUCUGACGAAUCACAAGGGACAAAUAAAUUUAUGAAUGAAAACAAUGGAUUAGCAGGAUUUGGUCAAAUUCUAUCUGGAAUAGGAAACUUAAUGGCGAGCACAUCAGGAGGUCAAAAUAGUAAAAAUCAAGGCGGCAUAGAUUUGUCAAUGCUGGGUCCAGUUUUACAAAUGGUUGCUUCUUCUGCUGGUAAUAACAAUCAACAGAUGAAAAACGCCAGGUCCAAUAAUGAAGAUGGAAGUGGAUUUAAUGUUGACUUUGAAGGUCUGAUGAAUAUGGCAAGUAUGUUUUUGGGUCCUCGUGAAAACAAUAAUGCUGAAGGUAUCUUGGGAUUACUUCCCAUGAUAUUAGAGAACUUUAAUUCCGGCGAAUCAUCUCCUGAUCAUUCAAAAAAUCAUGAUCAUUCAGCUCAUUCCUGGUAUAUGCCGCCAAUUCUUGAAAAUAUACAUGUUCUAUGGGAUCAUUUUAGAAAUUCUGAGUUCGGCCAGACACUAUGGAAAAAUAGUGGAUUAGCUCAUAUCAUAGGUUCUAUGAGUGAUUCGGAAGGUCAUAUCAUGUAUGAAAGGAUUCUUGAAAGUUUUGAAAAUCCAAGUGCUCGUCGACGAUGGAUAAAAUCCUUGACAAAUUUCGUUGCUGAUUGGUUUUCUCAUAUAUCUGAUCCUGAUAUUCAAAGUCGUUAUUUAACCACUGCACAAUUUGUAGUCAAUAGUUUUCUUAAAUCCCAAGGGUUUCCUAAGUCAGCAGUAUUCGACCCAACAAAACCCGCUGAAAGUCUUACCAGAAUGAUCAAUGCUGGGGCAAAAAGAUAUCUUAACAUGAAUAUAGACAGUGCUAAGUAUAUAAAACCUGCAGUGGCAUAUGUUCAGGACUUGAUAAAAUUGGCUUCAGAGAAAGGAUUCAUUAUGUCUAGAGUUAAUGCUAAUGAACUCAGCAAUCGUCUCAGCGACACUAUAAAUAAUGAUCUAGUAUCUCCAAUUCUCAAGACUUAUCGAGCAUAUAAGUGGGCAGUGAAAUCUCCAAAAUGUGCAACUCACAUUUUGUGUGUUAUUAAUCAAAAAUCAUCUGAUGAGAACAACAGAUCUGUUCUCCGAGACAGUAUUAUAAAGGUUAGCAGCUUUCCAGCAGCGUGGGCAAUUAGUACCAAAACGAAUGUUAGUUUUUGGACUCUUUAUGGUGCUAUAAGAGAAAAUGAACAAUGUUUCGAAAAAUAUCCAGCUGACUGCAAUGAGUUCCAUGAAGAAGAAAUUCGAGUCACUACAGAAGCAAUUCAUAUUGAAUUAUAGUGCAAAUAGUAUUAUAAAGGAUCAUUAUAAAAAAUCAUCAAUUCUUCUAGGAAUUUUUUUAUGGCAGGAUAUUGCUGAGACAUAAAUAAUUCCCAACAUUUUUGAUAUUUCGGUUGACAACGAAAGAACUUUCAUUGACGAUAUUUAAUAUUAGUGUAAUGAAAUCAAGAUAUAUUUUAGUUAUAAUAAUUAUCUUAUUUAAAAUUAAAAAUAUGAUUAUUUUUACAUUAUUUGAAAAAUAUAAAUCAUAAACAUGUAAAUUGUAGUAAUAAUGAUUAACUUUUUGGAAGUUUCAUCUACUUAUCAAUAAUCGAGACAUCAAAUAUGUUACAUUCUAUUAAGUGCAAUACUGUUAAAUAUAAAUGUUAUAAUAAGUCAAUUAAUACGAAAUGUGAACCUCGGUUUUUAAUAUAAUUUAUAUAAUUAUUCACUUUAACCUGUUUACUAUAUUAAUAAUUUAAUCUUUGUAAAUAUUAGAUAAAUUUCAAAAUGAAUAUAACGAAUGUACAAAAAUUUUGUAACUGCUACAUAUUCAUUCCGAUAAUGUUUUGAUCAGAAUAUAUAUUUAAAUAUUA
Messenger RNA from Microplitis mediator, 2164 nucleotides. RefSeq lists its product as uncharacterized. The coding region runs from base 195 to 1589 and encodes 464 amino acids. The transcript has 6 exons. NCBI's taxonomy places the organism in Eukaryota, Metazoa, Arthropoda, Insecta, Hymenoptera, Braconidae. The record is from RefSeq and is a predicted model, not a curated record.